This is a messenger RNA of Diuraphis noxia (Russian wheat aphid), 1067 nucleotides long. RefSeq names its product EKC/KEOPS complex subunit TPRKB-like. Gene Ontology annotation, biological process: tRNA threonylcarbamoyladenosine modification. Gene Ontology annotation, cellular component: cytosol; nucleus; EKC/KEOPS complex. Lineage: Eukaryota; Metazoa; Arthropoda; Insecta; Hemiptera; Aphididae. The record is from RefSeq and is a predicted model, not a curated record.
CAUACGGUAUUUAUGUGACCACAACCACAGAACAACGGACUGUCGACCAUGAUAAAUAGGUAUGUUGGCAAGACGUCGUAGCAACUCAUGAUACGCAUGUUUCGCAAUCCUGCCGAGCAACGGUGAGGUGGUGCAGUAAGUUGUUGCACCAAUGAGAAACGGUUAAAUGCUUUUAACACAUUAUGUAUAUUAUGUUUUAUAAUAUGUGCUGGUGCUGGAUGCCUGGAUAGAGGAGAGGAGUGAGAGGACGGAUGCGCGAGCUGUGUGACUUCCGAGUGCCGACAAGUUUUUAAAACGGCAUGGCGGUUUACUGCUGACAUAGUUUUACAUACCCAUUUAUUUAAUAAUUUAUCAAGGUGUCGAGUGUGAUUGUGUGGAUAUAAAAUUUUGAAGUUUGCUUUGCCGUUGGCGUCCAAACAAGUUUUACUUAAAACUCUAUGCCAAACCGCCAUUGACAUGAAAAGUGCCAUUUAAAAAGGUAAAAUAAUCAUUCUGAACCAUGAAAUCUUACUGUCUGCAAAACGGUAAAUAUUUGGGUAUAUCUUAUUUUAGAGAUGUCAAAAAUAUUAAAUGGCUAAAAGAUAACAUGUUUCCAAUUUUCAAAGAUAAAUCGCCUGUGUUAAUUAGCAGCAGAUUGAUUAUCGAUCCAUUUCAGAUUGUAGUUGCUGUGAAUAAUUCUUACUUGUCUUGUGAAAAUUCCUGUAUGAAAACUAAGUCUCUUGCAAACGAAAUUUUAUUUAAUUUAUCAAGUUCAAAAAAUAUCACACAGUCGUUAAAAGAAAUAAGCGCUAAUGACCAAGAUGAUGAUAUGAUAGUUGUAAUUAUAUCAAAGUUCUCCAAUGUUCCUGAAAUGCAAAUAUUUCAAGAAAAAUGUAUAACAGGAUGUGAAACAGAUAUUUCAGAAAUUGCAGAAAAUAUUGAUGAAAAUUACAUUAAAUCUUAUUACAAAAUAAGUCAAAUAGAAAGUGAAAACUCUAGUCUACUUGAUUCUAUUGUUACUAGAAUUGCUUGUAAAGCUCUGACAUUGUAAAACCAUUAGUUUGAAUAAUUAUAAUUUCAUUAAAUUA